AUGAGCAAAGAUAGACGCAAAAUUGAGAGCAUUCAAAAUGAAUCAUCUAUCCACCCAUUCACAUUGGUUGAGACUUCUGGUCGAAAGAGAGAUGCGGGCUACCACCAAGUUCGAGAACACAAGCUCUUGCUACAGCAACAUGGGCGACUACCAAUCCCCAAGUCUUUGAUACAGUCAUGGGAUGUGCACGCCAUCCCCUUCUUUAUGAAGAGCAUAAAGCCAGCGUAUGACCUGGCCAAAGGCAUUUUCGGGGUUAUUCCGCGUAUUAUUUCCAACGAAGGUCCUUGCUCUGCUGUUUACUAUGCUUGUAACGCUGUUGCCUCUGUAUAUUUGGCACAGAAAAGUCGGUCAACGGCUGUUAGAGCUUUUCGGGGAAAAUCCUACGGAACUGCUAUUAGGGCUGUGAGUAUGGCUCUUGAUGAUUUUCACCAGUCCAGGACCGACGGGACUCUGUUGGCUAUUUGGUUGCUGGGGUGUUAUGAGCUCAUCCUCUCCUUCAGAGAAGGCAUAGAUUCAGUAGUUGUGUCUUCUGGGUGGUUAUUCCACAACCAAAUAAUCACAGAGCUCUUGCGCCGAAGAGGACCAGAACAACUUGCUACUAUAGAAGGGAGGAACUUGUUUUCGAUUCUUUUCACAAACAUGCCGCCUCAGGAAAUGCAAGCAUUCAUGACCGGUAGACAGUGGGAAGAUGCCAAUACGUGGAUUUUUAGCUUCUACAAAUACUGUGAUCCGUCUGAAUAUCAAAUUCUUCGCACAUGGAUUUUUAGCCACCAUUGCAGCCUCAUAUGCAGCCGCAUUCAAGUCCUGCUUGACGCCGGUGACCUAAACAAUCUACGUUCCAACGUAACAUCGAUUCUACAAGAGGUAGAUCAAGUCGAGACGGCAAUGCAUCCCUUGCAAUCAUCUGAUCCGACAGCACAAGCCAUAAUGGCAGACCAUGUAAUAGAACCUCCUUCACCAUCAUAUCUCAAACACCGCACAUCUCCGCGCUGGCAGGCCGACGAUACUACGCAUUACCUAGCAUCCCAGAUCCAGCGGCGAAACUUUCGCAUGCGCGUCUCAUACCAUGUACUCAAACUAUUGCGCCAUGCAUGCAGAGCACCCAACUGCACUGCUCAGGAAUACAUGAUAUAUACAGCGAAACAAAUCCAGUGCGUGGACGAAAUCCACACGUUGGCUUUUGAGCUUUUGUUUCUCCUGAAUCCAGAUUUCCCUAUGACCCAAGAUCAUGACGAGCGAAAAGAAACCCACAAGAGAAAAGAUAAAUAUAGCAUGGCUGAGAUGAAGAAAUAUGUCAAAGUAUGCGUUGACCUCGACCUGGAUUCAGACGAUAAAUGUACUCUUGUUUUCCAUCAUACCGAGGAUGGGGUUUUGGUGCUUGGUCUCAGUUUCGGAGAUGAGAAAGAGAUUGAUAGAUAG
This is a messenger RNA of Talaromyces rugulosus, 1419 nucleotides long. RefSeq lists its product as uncharacterized. The transcript has 3 exons. Bases 1 to 1419 code for a protein of 472 amino acids. The record is from RefSeq and is a predicted model, not a curated record. NCBI's taxonomy places the organism in Eukaryota, Fungi, Ascomycota, Eurotiomycetes, Eurotiales, Trichocomaceae.